Botrytis cinerea B05.10 is the source of this 3980-nucleotide messenger RNA. RefSeq lists its product as hypothetical. The record is from RefSeq and is a predicted model, not a curated record. Bases 631 to 3882 code for a protein of 1083 amino acids. Lineage: Eukaryota; Fungi; Ascomycota; Leotiomycetes; Helotiales; Sclerotiniaceae. The transcript is spliced from 4 exons. Gene Ontology annotation, molecular function: phosphopantetheine binding.
GAAUCACCAGCGAUCGGUUUCGAUAAAUGAUUUGUUGCGGGUUGAAAGAAUGUAUCGAUGCAAGUCGAUACUUGUCGAAGAAUACGCCCGCCCACUAUUGAGGAUUAUCGUCACUACGGAAAUCUUACGUAUACCCCACAACUCAACUUGUUGGUUCUGACAAAACACCUGUUAAUCUAGCUCGUUUUGAUGUAUACCCACGAAUAAUGGUAAUCCACAAAUUAAUACGUUGGUCGAGCCGGCUGAUUUGAGCGGAUUCCUGUGGUCGGCAUUAAAUUUCGUUGGUUGAAGAGUUGUCAGCAUGGAUACUGGAAUUUUGUGCUCCAUUCUCCGCGUCAGUCAUGUAGGCCAGUGAUUGUCUGGGAAAUCGAACAAUGUCCAGAAAUGUCAGAAAUUUUCUAACAAGUGUUGGUGAUGUUCUUACGCAUGUUGGAAAUGCACGUUGGAGGCUGAGUAAAAUGUGAGCAGUUUCCCCGCACUAGGGUUGGGGAGGUUCAUCUGUUGAGAUUGUUGUUUCUUCAUCUCGUCUUUUGUUUCUUAUUUAAUUUGUCUCCAAGUCCCCAGACAUGCUGGAGUUUGUUUACGUGCAACUAUCUGCUGUAUCAUCUUCUUCAUUUUUCAAUCUUGUUUAUGUAUAAAUAUUCGUUUGAACCGACCAUCAUGGCAACAUUUUUCAAGGGAGCAGAACCUACUACCUCUAGUACGAAAGAACUUUUACCCAAUCUUGUCGAUGCAAUUGCUGCAACGGAACCUGAAGCUAUCUUUGCCGAAUAUCCUGUUAAUCCCGUCAGUUACGAAGCUGGCUAUCAAAAGUUCUCAUAUGGAUCUCUAGCAAAUGCUGCUAAUGGUGUAGCUUGGUGGCUUCAAGAAAAGCUAGGCCCUGGGGAAGACUUUCCUGCCUUGGCUUACAUUGGUCCUAAUGAUAUCACCGUCAAUGCUUUCUUAUUGGGAGCUGUCAAAACCGGAUACAAGGCCCUUCUUAUAUCACCAAGAAACAGUAUACGUGCGCAAGAGAAUCUACUUAUUUUUACCAAAUGCAAAACUCUGGUCACAACAAGCCCCCAAUCAGCUCAACUACAACCCGUGAUAGCUGCUCUUUCUUCAAUGGGCGUUCAAAUACUCGAACUACCUAACAUUUUAAAUCUGACCGAAAAAUCUCACGAAAAAUUCCCAUUCAAGAAAACUUUUGAGGCUGCUAAAGAUGAGCCUUUUGUGGUUCUACACACUUCUGGAACCACAGAAUUACCGAAACCUAUCGUGUGGACACAUGAUUACAUAGCUACGGCCACACAGCGGAAUGAAACCCCGGCCGGUUAUGUUAAUCAAAUGGAAUUAUACACCGGAGUUCGUAUCUUUAAUACAUUUCCAAGUUUCCAUGCGGCCGGUGUCUUCUUUGGUUUAAUCAACGGGAUAUCCAGACGGAGUGUUUCCAUAUAUCCAAUAGCUGGUCUCCCUUCGGCCAGUCUUUUGAUUGAUGGUCUCAAGCAUAAUAAUGCUGAUAUCGCGGUUCUCGUACCGCCCUACGUUGUUGAUCUUGCACAAAGUAAAGAGAGUCUAGACUUCGUUGCUGCAAAUUUGAAACGGAUUUUCUACCUAGGAGGUGCUAUUCCACCAGCCGCUGGAGAUGUUAUCUCUUCAAAAAUCGAACUUAUCGGCCACGUAGGAGCUACAGAGACGGGAUUUUAUCCUUCCAUGAAGCCAGUCAACACGCGAUCAAACUUUUGGGGUCACCAUCAAUUUGAUCCCAGUGCAAAUAUAUCCUUCGAGCAUCAGGCUGAUGAUCUUUAUGAAGCUGUCUGGAAUAGAAACCUUGAUCUUGAAAAAUUACAACCUAUCUUCAAAACAUUUCCAAAGCUUCAACAGUGGAGAUCAAAAGAUCUCUACUCGCCACAUCCUACAGAACCAGAUCUUUGGCUUUACCGUGGUCGAGGAGAUGAUAUUAUUGUCUUCCUCACAGGAGAAAAAACAAAUCCCAUUUCCAUGGAACAUCGACUCAAUCAACACCAAGAUAUCCGUCAAGCAAUGGUUAUUGGUGCAUUGAGAUUUCAAGCCGCUCUUUUGAUCGAGCUUGUCGACCAAAAGCCAAUGACUGCGACAGAAAGGGCAGAAGUUAUUGAACAUAUUUGGCCUGCUAUAGAAGAUGCUAACUUGACAUGUCCAGCACAUGCCAGAAUUGCAAAAUCUCACAUUCUUUUCACCGAACCAGGACGUCCAAUCUUAAUGUCAGCGAAAGGAACUAUACAGCGAAGUCCCACGUUGAGAGAAUAUGCUUCCGAGAUAGAGAAGUUAUAUAUUGAUGCUGAUAAAAUGUCUGCAUACAGCGCAGGUGAGAAUGAUGAAAAUGAAGAGCACGUAGGUAUUCAUGAUAUCGAGGCAGUACAUAAACUGUUACGUCAAACUGUUCUCAAAGUCACUAAAUGGGACGAGGUCAAAGUACAGGAUGAAGAUAAUCUUUUUGUUCAAGGUAUGGAUUCUCUGCAAGCGUUGCAACUCAUUCGACAUUUAAGAAAAGCUCUAAACAAGCCUGGUCUCGCUAUCUCUAUCUUAUACACCAAUCCUUCCAUUGCUCAAUUACUCAAAUCAAUCAUCGCUAUGUCUAAAGAUGAGUCUAGUACAAAUACAAUGAAUACAUCGAUUCGUCGUCGUCAGAUUGAGGAAACUCUCCAACAAUACAUUCAACUCGUUGAUGAAAUCUCUAGUGAGCAUGAGCUUGUGGAAAAUUCUUCCCUGGUCGAUGAACAUGUAGUUGUCUUGACGGGAUCGACUGGUUCUCUUGGAUCAUAUAUCCUAAGGAAAUUGAUGCAAGAUAAAUCUGUAUCACAUGUUUACUGUUUAGAUCGAACAUCCUCUGCUCAUUCCCGCCAUCUGGAAAAGAACAAGAUGAACAACGAAUCCACAGAUUUCCCAACUUCUAAAGUCACAUUCCUCAAGACAGAUCUCUCUAAGCCCAACCUCGACCUCGAUGACGAAACAUACAAACGGAUUCAAAAUUCUGCAACAGAUAUCAUCCACAGUGCUUGGCCGGUAAGCUUUAACCUCUCUCUCGAAACAUUUAAGCCACAACUCGAUGGGAUAAUCAAUCUUCUCACUUUCUUCUCCGCAAGUCCAAAUCAUGUCUCUAUUCUAUUCGUAUCAUCCAUCAGUUCAAUUCUAGGUCUCGAAUCAACAUCCAUACCCGAGAAAAUCAUUGAAGAUACAUUGGCACCUCUUCAAAUGGGCUACGCAGAGAGUAAAUUCAUCUCCGAACGUAUUCUUGACCACGCUGCUAAGAAAUUGUCUGUCGAUAUAAAGAUUGCUCGUGUGGGUCAAAUCGCAGGUCCUGCUUACACAUCCGGUGUAUGGAAUAAAUCCGAAUGGAUGCCUAGUCUAGUAGUUACUUCUUUCAAUAUGGGCUUUGUACCAGAAACCCUUGGUGGCGAUGAGAUGAAACUCGAUUGGGUGCCGAUUGAUAUUCUUUCAUCUUCACUAGUUGGCCUCUCAUUCAACAGAGAUCCUAGAACCUCUGAAUUCGGUGCCAGGGUAUUUCAUCCGUUGAAUCAGAGUCCUACAGCGUGGAAUGCUCUACUCCCGAUUAUCUUGGAUACGUUAAAUUCUUUGAACCCCAACUUAACUAUGACGUCAGUCCCAUACACCAUCUGGCUUAAAAAAUUGAAAGAUACGACACGAGAAAGUGCGUCUAGUACUACGGAGUUGGAAGGGAUAUUGGAAAGGUAUCCCGCGAUUAAAUUGCUUGGAUUUUUUGAGACGUUGCCCGAGACCAAGUGGUCAGAUAAAGAUGUGGGGAAGGCGAUUGAAGCUAGUGUGCAUUUGAAGGGAUUGAAGGGGAUCGAGGGGGUUUGGAUGAAAAAAUGGGUUGAGGGUUGGAUUUCGGGUUCGUGUUGAGUGAUGAUAGGUGAUGUGCUUUUGGUGGGAGACUUGUGAGGAAGUUAGAUGGGUGUUUCGGAUGUGAUGGGUAGGGAAAAAAUAUAGGACAUUUUACA